Messenger RNA from Chroicocephalus ridibundus (black-headed gull), 1435 nucleotides. RefSeq names its product C2 calcium dependent domain containing 4C (gene C2CD4C). The transcript is spliced from 2 exons. Lineage: Eukaryota; Metazoa; Chordata; Aves; Charadriiformes; Laridae. The coding region runs from base 143 to 1402 and encodes 419 amino acids. The record is from RefSeq and is a predicted model, not a curated record.
GAAGGAGCGGGGCCGCCGCCGCCGCCGCCGCCGCCGGUAUAAAAGCGCGUCCGCGCGCGCCCCGCCCGGGCUGCGGCGGCGGCGGCGGCUCCGCUCCGGCUGCGGCGGAUCCGGCGCUUCCCGCCCCGCACCCGGUGGCAACAUGUGGCUCCUGGAGCGGCUGCGUGGUGUGGCGGAGAACGGCGGGUCCCGGGGUGCGGGGCCGGAGGAGUCCCCACGGGGGUCCCGCUACAGCAACGUCCUCACCCCCGACAAGAUCCCUGACUUCUUCAUCCCACCCAAGCUGAGCGCGGCACCCGCCGAGGCCGAGGGUGCCGAGCCCCCCGCAGCGCCCGCCCUGGGCCCCUCGGCCUCGGAGCAGGACCUGGCCGGGCGCAAGCCCCCCCGCAGCCCCCGGCCAUCCAGCCGACCCCGGCAGCGGGCAGCCGGCCGGCACAUCAUCCAGAUCGAGAGCGCCGAAGACUGGACGGCCGAGGAGGGCUUCAGCACCAACGCAGACCCGCAGGCGCAGACGGCCAUGUCACUGCCCUACGUGCCCAAGGCGCAGACCUCCUACGGCUUCGCCACGCUGAUGGAGAGCCCCCACACGCGGCGCAAAGAGUCGCUCUUCCACAGCGAGCACAGCAGCCUCUGCCCCUCGCCGGCCACCUCGCCCAGCGCCCAGCGCAGAGCCAAGCUCAACGGCGAGGGCAGGCCCCGGGCACCCGCCGACCUGGGCGCAGCCCUCAUGCACCCCGGCCGCUACUUCAGCGGCGGCGAGAGCGACACGUGCUCCUCAGCCGAGUCCUCGCCCUUCGGCUCCCCGCUGCUCUCCCGCUCCGUCUCCCUGCUGAAGAUCUUCAGCCAGGAGAGCCAGUCCAAGGUCAUCAAGCUGAAGCACUCGGUGGCCCGCAACAGCUCCCUCUCCACCGACGACAGCUCAGCCGACACCAGUCCCAGCGCCCAGCGCCGCGCCAGGAGCGCCCCGGCCGGGGGGCAGCCGCCCGCCGCCCUGCUGCCCCUGGACCUGCCGCCGGGCCGUGACCGGGAGCACAGCCUGCGUCUCAGCCGGGGCGGGAGCCUGCGCCUGGCCGCCGAGUACGACCCCUCCAACGCCCGGCUGCGCGUGCGGCUCGUCUCCGCCGAGGACCUCUACGACGCCCUCGUCGACCUGCGCAGCAUCAACUGCUGCGUCUCGCUGUGCCUCAACCCCGGGAAGCUGCAGAAGCAACGCAGCACCAUCGUCAAGAACAGCCGCAACCCCGUCUUCAACGAGGACUUCUUCUUCGAUGGGCUGGGCCCCGGCCACGCCAGGAAGAUGUCCCUGAAGCUCAAGGUGGUCAACAAGGGCAGCAGCCUUAAGCGGGACACGCUGCUGGGGGAGAAGGAGCUGCCGCUCACCGCCCUCCUGUCCUGCCUGUAGGCACUCGCUGCCCACCCGGGGGCGGGGGCUGGG